Molecule: messenger RNA, 672 nt
Organism: Cotesia congregata
Lineage: Eukaryota; Metazoa; Arthropoda; Insecta; Hymenoptera; Braconidae
Source: the annotation of a GenBank genome assembly
AUGUUCGGGUCGAAAUCAACGCGGAAAAACUUGAGCACAAUAAUCCAGGAUGACGAAAAAUACUUGGGAGCAAAAGAAGGACUCCACAAUCUGCUGCCCAAGUGGUUUUUUGUCCUACGUAAUGACAGCUGGUGUGAAUUAAUGGAUUCGCUUUUGGAUCCUCUGCAAAAUGCUCCUCUAAACAAACAUCUCGCUUAUGUUUUAAUAGACCAAAUUGUUCUAACACUUUUUCCCGAAUUGUCUCGUCCCCAAAGCAUCCUGAAUAUCACUAAAGAACUUAGUAACAACAAAAGCCAUGAGCCAGUUGAAGAGACAAGCGCUGCUUCCAGCGACACUCUUGACCUGAGGCAGCCAGCCGAUGGAGUCGACCCCGGCGGUGUUGUGGAUCUUCAUGUUGAAGUAGACUCCGAGGACGAGGGUAGUAAGACACAUGGCAACGCUGGAGAUCAGGAGCAGCAUUCUCCUGCCAAGUCGGUCGACAAUCAGCGUGCUGACGAAGACAGCGACCACUUGCAUGGUUCCAACGAUGAUUGUCGCUACGCUGGAGUUCAGGGUGCUUCCAGCGGUUUCGAAGAUGGAGCCAGAGUAGAAAAUAAUCGCGUUGACUCCGCUGAGCUGCUGGAAGAACAUCAGCCCGAAAGCGAUCAUCAGUCCCUUAAUCGCCGCUUUUGA